Messenger RNA from Adineta steineri, 960 nucleotides. The record is from the annotation of a GenBank genome assembly. NCBI's taxonomy places the organism in Eukaryota, Metazoa, Rotifera, Eurotatoria, Adinetida, Adinetidae.
AUGGCUGGAUAUGUUUUAGUUCGGUCAAAUUGGACAUCUAUUAAUUCAAUAUCACUUGAUCUUGUUUGUGAUGUUGAUAUUGAGGAAAAUAAUCAAUCGGCAACAAUGGAUAACCAAGAAGAAAAUAAUGAUGAUAAUGAUAUUAAUCUUAGGAAAACGGCUUCAUCAAAUGAUAAUGUAAAAAAUAUUAUACUUCGAUCAAAUGAUACAGAUAAACGAGAAGAUCCAGUUAUUAUAUUAAGUGUUCUUCAACCAGAUGAAUAUCAUAUUAUUUCUAUUCAAUUUUUAUCAAAUGCUAAACAUACUGAAUUUUAUCAUCGUGAAUAUAUUGGUAGUUGUCAAGGUUCACGUAUAACUGAACUUGAAAAUGACCCUAUUUAUGAAUCAAGUUUCGAAUUUAAUGAAAUCUAUGAAGAAAUAACAUUGAAAUGUUUAAAACUUGCUGAUACGACAGAAUUAAUAGUUUAUUGUAUUCAAAUUAAUCUAAGUAAAAAUAAAUCAAAUACAUUAUCAACACCAAUGAUGCAUUUACCAUUUGAUUUAAAUCGUGUACGUUCAAUGGUUGAUGAAACACAUUUAUCAUCAAAUGCUCGUCAAUUUAUGAAUGAUCUUCAACAUUUACAAGACCACCGGCGUGUAAAAGAAACAUCAUCAUCAUCAUCAUCACCACAAUUUAAUUUAGGUCAAUUUGUUUCAUUAAUGAGUGGUAUGAAGAGUUCAGCGCCAAAUCCAAAACAAACAACGCCUACACCUCUUACAUCAAUACUUAACGAAAUAAAGUCAUCUGUGAAUGAAGAAGUCAAGUGUACUCAAAGUCAAAAUAACGAUAGACUAAAACAAGAUUUAAAUGAAUUAGAACAUCGAUUAGAAACAUAUGUAGACAAACGAUUUCUUGAACUUCAACAACAUAUUGAUGAUCGUUUUAAUCGUCUUGAAGAGAAAUUAAAUAAAAAUGGAUAG